AGAGUGCCCCGGCCCUGGCAGAGGCCAGCAGCGCCCGGAGCCCCGCAGCAGCGCGCCGGGCUGCCCGGAGCCCCGCGAUGGAGAUGGCAGAGGCGGAAUUGCACAAGGAGAGGCUGCAAGCCAUAGCAGAAAAAAGAAAGAGGCAGACGGAAAUAGAAGGGAAGAGACGACAGCUUGACGAACAGGUACUGCUGCUUCAGCAUUCCAAGUCCAAAGUGCUUCGGGAAAAAUGGCUGCUGCAGGGUGUACCAGCGGGAACAGCGGAGGAGGAGGAAGCCAGGCGCAGGCAGUCUGAAGAAGAUGAAUUCAAAGUCAAGCAGCUUGAAGAUAACAUUCAGAGGCUGGAGCAGGAAAUACAAGCGCUCGAAAGUGAAGAGUCCCAGAUAUCCGCCAAAGAGCAGAUCAUCCUGGAGAAACUGAAGGAGACGGAGAAAUCCUUCAAGGACUUGCAGAAGAGUUUCUCCACUGCUGAUGGAGCUAUAUACGCCAUGGAAAUUAAUGUGGAGAAAGACAAACAAACAGGAGAGACCAAGAUUCUCUCUGCAUCCACCAUUGGCCCAGAGGGGGUCCAUCAGAGAGGAGUCAAAGUCUAUGAUGACGGUACCAAAGUAGUGUAUGAGGUGCACUCGGGAGGCACCGUGGUAGAAAACGGAGUCCACAAAUUAAGCGCAAAGGAUGUGGAAGAGUUAAUUCAGAAGGCGGGACAGUCGAGCUUCAGAAGACACAUGUCAGAAAGGACUGUUGUUGCAGAUGGGAGCCUGGGCCAUCCCAAGGAACACAUGCUCUGCAAAGAGGCCAAGUUAGAAAUGGUGCAAAAGUCCAGGAAAGAUCAGUCUUCAGGAAACCCCGGGCAGCAGGCCCAGCCCCCCAUCACAGAAGAGCCAGGGGCAAACCUGGAUCAACCAGUCACCAUGAUUUUUAUGGGCUACCAAAACAUCGAGGAUGAAGAGGAGACUAAAAAGGUGCUAGGCUAUGACGAAACCAUCAAGGCGGAAUUAGUCCUGAUUGAUGAAGACGAUGAAAAGUCGCUAAGAGAGAAGACAGUGACGGAUGUGUCCACAAUCGACGGGAACGCAGCUGAGCUGGUGUCGGGCAGGCCCUUGUCAGACACCACAGAACCCUCGUCCCCAGAAGGCAAGGAAGAGAGCCUGGCCACAGACCCGGCCCCAGGUACCCAAAAGAAAAAGCGCUGUCAAUGCUGUGUUGUCAUGUGACUACUUCUUUCUCCUCCCUUUUCUUCCGGGCAGCCUCUCUACUCUCCACCUCUUAAAUAGACUUCACUGUACCACUAACUGCGAUACUGUGAACCGGAAGCAAACACCUGCCUUGCCUCGCAGUUGGAUUUGCUUUGAUCUCUCGCUCACAUCUUUCCUUCUCCUCACUUGGGAAACAACGUGCAUGUGUGUGCUUCAUUUUUUUUCCCCCAAGAACUUACUUUUUCCUCUAAACCUUUCUUUGUGUCUUCAAGAGUUGAAUCAGUACGGUACUACUUGAUUGGAGUGGACUCUUCAUAGCAGCUGGUUAUCUUGUAGCCUUAAUUGACUUGACUGGACUCCAACCCAUGGGCACCGGGGGUUUUCAUUUCGGCGUGUGUUCCUCUAACCUAGACACACACACAAACACACACACACACACACACACACACACACACACACACACACACACACUGCCAUGCCCCUGGCUUCUCACCUGCCUCCUUUGUUGUGUGGAUCUGUUUUUAUAUCUUGUGUAGCAAAAUGCUAUGGGCUGUUAGCCGGUUGCUAGCGUAGCCAAAAGUGGACCUACCUUAAUCUGGCCGUUCUAGGAUGACGCUUUUCCUUUGCUGCCUUACCUAAGCUUUCAGAUUACAGUAUUGUGCUUUCCUUCUGUUAAAACCACAAUGAAGUUGAUGAGAGCAAAGAACCCAGCGCCUGUCCCAGCAGGAGUGUAGGGACUGACUCACCACCUGGUGGUCGGCAGCUCUCUCUUUCUAUGGCUUACGCAAUGAACCCUUCAUACAGGAUUUUCUAAGGACCUCAGGCCACCAUUGCUCUCUGCGCCCCGUGCUCGCCAGUCCAUAAGCCUUGUUUCCAUGCUCCCCCAAAGUGUAAAGUUUCAUACUGUUUUCUUUUUCAUGUAUGUUUUCUGAUAGAACUCAUCUAUUUUCAAAGAGGGGAUCAUUUUGAGAAGUCUCUCUGCAGUGACCAUAUUCCAUAAAACAGUCUUUCUGACAUAGGGGGGCUGUCAUAAUACCCCCACUGUAUCAAGGAUGGUGCUGUAUGCAUUAACUGUCCAUCGCCUGUGCCCAGUUGAUUAGUCCUACAUCUGUGCUUUUUUUUUUAAUUUAAUAUCCUCAUGGGUAAGAGAAUGUUUCACAUAACAUCAAUACAUAAGUCUCUUUACUCAAAAAACAAAACAAAACAAAACAAAACGUUUCAAUGAAAAUUGUGAAAAAUGUUGAAAGAUGAAGAUUUUGAAUUCUACCGCAUAGUCUAAGUGGCUCGUUCCUGGGCUUCUUAAAGCACCGUUUCUUCGUGUCUAGGAAUUAUAGAAUAUUGAGGAUUUUUUUUUUAAACUUAAACUUGAUAAACAACCCUUGAAAUCCAUAGUUUGCUCUGCCCUAAACUGGAUAGCCAUGUGUUUUCUGAAAGCAAAAGGAAGGGAUUUAGAAAAAAAAAACUAAUACAGGAGAAAGGGAAGUGGGGCUGGUGCUGAUUCUAAUGAGAUAACUUCAUUUAACCAGACACCAUAGUUUCAUACAAAUCAGCAACAGAAUCAUGUUUGUUCCCAUGGAAGAACCACACGCUGUGACCUGCGAUGUCACGUCUUCACAUAUUUUGGAAGUAGCUCAGAAAAAAAAUAGUAAUAGUAAGAAAUCCGGAGGAUCGCAGCUCAGAACCAACUAAAUCUGCCCUGUUUAACUCGUUUGAGGAUCAAUCUGAUACUUUGUUCAUUUCUUGGCUUGAAGUUAUAUUUAUUAUAAUUAGAGGGAAAUGACAUUUUUAUUUCUGUUCUUCUUUUCUCGGGUAGUUUCCUUUUCACUGAGCACAACAUGAGUCAUUUUUAAUCUUUAAUAAGUAAACAAGAAAAAUUAAAGAAAAGAAUAGCAAGGGAGUAAACAAAAGUUUCCCAGAUUGUUCCCUCCACGGUUUCCCCGUGAGGUAACUGGGAAUUAUUGCUAGGUCUGGGCUUCGCAAAAGUAUCUGCGGUAGAUCGCAGAGGCUCUGUUAUCUGGGAACUAGGCUCCUGUGCCAACAGCCCUCACUGCCCUAAACUUCAUUUUCCGCCAGUGGUUAAAUAGCACACAAGCCUUGAACAAAAGGCCAUGUGGAUAAACCCAUUUCCACAGAAGGAGAAACUGGUUCUCAUGGUUUUAGACAAUCUAUCAUCUUAAGAAGUCAUUUGGGAAAUAUACAAUCUAAAAGUUUACUUAGCCUGUCUCUUCUACUCUCUUGGGGAUUUGGACUGCUCAGUGUGAGGUUUCAAAAGCACAGUGAGGGAGUGGACCGCAGAGCUCAGAGCCCCUGGGCAAAGGAUAACUGCCCUCCCCUAAUCUAUUGGUCAUUAUUAUGAGCAAGUAACUAGCAAACUCUGAGUGCUUUUGUUAUUAAAGAAUAUCAUUUAAUUGAAGUUAGGACAUAUUGCCCUUGUGAAAAUUAUUUAUGGAUACAGUAAAUGAAAGUAUGUUUGAAUAUGGCCAAUGUUCGCAUACUAUUCCAGUCUCUGUGGGAGACCCAAGUUCAGCCAAUCCUUUUUAUGGAAUGAGCUAGAUCAGCCUACCUAGAGCAUCAAGUCAUGCAUGGCCUUGGUGAUGGAGAUGUAAGCAGGGACCUAACUGUGACUCUGCCUUCCCAUGCUUCUCUCCCUCUUUCCCUCUCUCCCUCCCUCCCUCCCUCCCUCCCUCCCUCCCUCCCCUCCCCUCCCCUCCCCCUCCCCCCUCCCUUCCCCUUCCCCUUCCUUUCCCUCUCCCUCUCCCUCUUUCCCUCCUUCCCUCUCUCUCUCUUUUUCUGUGUGUGUUUCUGUCUCUCUCUCUCUGUCUCAGUCUCUUUCUCUCUCUCAUUUCUGGUACCACCCCUUCUAGAAGCAAGGCAUGUGGCUGUGUGGUCCUAACCAGACAUAAGCAGAGUAAAGAAUCUAUGAUGAAGUCGCAAAAGCACAGGCUUGUUUUGAGCUAAUGUUAAUUGGUCUGUUUUUAAAAAUAUAAUCCAUUUCCAUCAACCAUGGUGGAGCAUACUUUUCAUCCCAACAUUAGGGAGGCAGACGUAGGCAAAUCCCAGUUAGUCUGACGCCAGUCUGGUCUAUAUAGUGAGUCCAGGUUAAUCAGGGCUACAUAGUGAGACUCUGCCUCAGAAAAAAAUGUACACACACAUAUGUGAGAUAUAUAUAUAUAUAAAGUUCCCUUUUAAAUAAAAGAGAAGAAAUUGAAGAAAAUUAAUAUUUUUAUUUCAAUGGUAUUUAAUUAGAUUUUUCUUUUUUGACAGUUACAAUGGCCAGGUCUAGCCCUACAUAUUUAAAAGAUCUUGAAUAUUCUUGACAUUUUUUUUCUUUUAACUAAACUUAGGGGAUUCAUUUUUAACCUUUUGCCCAUAAUUAUAUCCUUUUCCUUAUGUAACAACAAAAACCAAAUUGCUUCUAAGAUGACUGGCUGCGUGGUGAUUCCAGUUAACACUGACAGUGUUGAGGAGAGGGCGGAAAAUCUCCCUUCUGUAUUGAGAUCUUAUAACAAGGCAACUGCAUAUAGAGCGCUCCCCGGGGAUACAGUAUCAUCUCGGGGACAGAACUCUGGAGCCCAACUCCUUCACUGCCAGAAUUUUCUUUCCAGGACCCACAGAACACUCUUGAAAACUAUAGGCCACUUAACGUCAGAACCAAUGGGUAUCAGAAAAACAGAGGCUAGAGUAAAGAGAUAGAGGGAAAAUACUGAGACACUUGCCUUGUUCCACUGGAAACACAGAUGAAGGUAGACAGAACAGGCACUGAGGACAUUUUUGGUUAUGUUGUUCUUACUUAAAACUUACACAGGGGGUUACCUCUCUCGUGGCUGGGAGGCACUGGAAGCUUGCCCUUCCUGGCAGACACACCCUCCCGCCUGCAGCAUCAGCUUACAGUUCAAACCCUUUCAGGGUGAACAGUUUCAUACUGUAUUUUUUAAUAUCCACAUUUAUAACUGAUUCUGUAAAUUCUCAGCAUCUUAAAGAGAUAGGUUUCAAACCUUUAUGAAUACGCAAUUGUUUGAAAGCUCCCUGAUCUCUUAAUCAAGGUGUAUUGAUUAAGACAGACCUGGAAAGCGGUCUUUGUUCUACUGGGUUAGUAAAACACAUGUAAAACAUCUCAAACUAAUGAGAAAAAUGGGGUCGUAGGUCUUGCUGGCAGUUCACCUUCACAAGCUAGCCUUUUUAGGACUUGCCAGGAAAACCUGCCUGCAUCUUCUAGGGAAAAAUCCAAAAUCCUUCAUUAGAAGAGUAAUAAAUUCUUUAUGGCUUCAGCAAACUUCUUAAGUCCACUUCACUAAAAUUCCAAAUGCUGAGUGUUUACAUGUAGAGAGGUAAAAAGACUACAUCCUGAAAUUUUUUUAAAGAAAAUUUCACCAGUGAUCCUCCGAGCAGCUCUUCCGAACAUUUUUACCUAACUCGAGGCCUCUGUAUCCCUUCCCUACUCCAGUCUAACCCCAGAAAGCCAGAACUGCCACAAAAAGGCCGAGCUAUCAAUGUGAAAAUAGGUAACAGAGGGACCACAGACUUUGUCCAUCACAAAUCUGGACAGCCUUAACUUUUGUAACAAUAACAAUGGUGAUGACCGUGAUGAUAACAGUAACUUUCACUGUCUUCUCUUACCAGGCAGGGGGACACAAUGUUUCCUGAUGUUCUCAUAUGACUUUUUUACACAUUGUGACUAUUUCUAAGUUUCUACAGGCUGAGGUGUGAAUGGUCAUUUCUUCCCCUACUGCCUCCAGCAGGUCACCUGGGACUUUUUUUUUCCAAGUAACUGCAUUUUGGGGGUUGAUUGUUUGUUUGUUUUAAUAAAAAUAAAAGCACCUCUCACCAACCAUGAAAUUUUCCCUUGGCUCCUCGCAACUCCUUCUGACUUGAAAGAACAGAAUCCCAGAAAGAAAAGACAUACAGGGUGGUUUUCUUUUCCUCUUCUUAUGUGGUUGAUGUACUGUAUAGCGUCUAUGUUUACAGACUCUAUCUGCCUUGUGAUGUCAGCACAGUGAAUGGCAGAGAAAGGGUUCUGAUGUGCCAUUGGAUCGUUUGCCUUAGCACUGAAUGCUUCUGUUUUCCUUUUCUGUCUUGUAUUAAACAAACAAACAAACAAACAAACAAACAGAAAUAGAAAGUUGUAAUCGAAAGCUGUGUUAACACAACAUUCUCUUCCUCACUCCAACCCAGAGCUGUGAAUUCCAUCCCAGGAGCUUCAGGCAGAACUUGCAGGUGUGCAGAGGGGUUAAUGUAGGCAGAGCCUGGGCCUUAAUGCUGCCCUUCUACUAACUGAAUGUGUUUCUGGUGCCCAUCUGAGCCUGCAGAAUCACUCUGACAUUCCAGGCGCAGGAUGCAGGGAGUGCGUGACUUCUUACAGUGACUUCCUCACUGUGCUGCCUGCUGCGAGCAAACUUUUUAGGCCCCCUACCUGGGUCCAGGAGCACAGUUGUAAGCACAAUUGGACUAGCUUGAAAAGGCAAGAAAUAUAGACUUCUAUGGGGCCACCCCUGAAAGCCUGUAUUUACUGUAGUCUAAAAUGAGUCUCAUGGUAUAGGUGGGGGUAAGGAGUCACUAUAGAAAUGGAAUAUUUUACAUUUAUGUAUUUUUUUAGAGAAUAAUAUUUUUAUAGUGAGAUCUAUAUGCAUUAUGGAGCUUGAGUUUGAAAACACCCUCGAUUGACUGAGUUAUUUCUUCAUUCCCUUAUGGUUUCUUUCUGGUGAUUUCUAUAGCACUAACCCAGAUAUUGUGACUCAGCCUUAUACUGCCUCUGUGUCAAAUCCAAAGUUUCCAACAGAUGCAUGCUGUAAUAUUAAGCUUUCUGUGCUUGGCCCAUUAGAUUGUAUUAGUUUGAUGGUCCUUUGGACCAUUCCUUCAAUAAUCUGUAACUGUCUUUGGGAAGGACAUGGCAUUUUUCCAUGCAAGAGAAACCUAGUUGAUCAGAGUCCAACUCUUUCACACACUCAAGAAGUAAUUGCUGGGUUUAUGAUACAUCUACAUAUAUGCUAUAAAAUAUAUGAAAUGAUGAAUUCAAAGUAUAUAAACAUCUACACUGUCAGGAGUGUCCAACCUUCUGACAUUGUAACAUGAUGUCAUAUAAAACAUUGUGGGCAUUCACUAUCUGGAAUGCAUUCAGUAUAUUAGCUGCAGGUUGGACAUGCCUGAUCUAUAGUCUAUACAGAAAUACAGACAAUGUCACACUCACCUCAUUGGUCUUCUAUCCUUGCUGAGGUUGCGUUGUGAAUUCAGAGGUUGGUAGAAACGGAAAGAAUGUUAUCUUUAACCAUAAGUGGGACUGUGAAUUUGUAGUUCUUGAGUCUUUUACCCAAUUUUAUGCCAAAUCUAUGACUCCCUAUCCCUGCCCAUCCCUGUAUCCAGUUGCCUGAAUGUUUCAAACCUCCAAGUCUUCACACCAUUGCUGUUUAGCUCCCUUCCCAGACAGCAUCCUUCCCCAAGAGACCACACCCUUUCCCAGCAAGGCAAAGUCAUAAAUACUUUUUUUUCUAUUUCAAUAAAAAUAACCCCCCCCCCCUAGUUCCCAAAUAAAUAAUUUUAAAAUCUUCAUCACCGGAAUCCACCUCCCCCCCCACCCCCCACUCUUCCAAAAAACCCAACUCAAGCCUGUGUGUGAACCUCGCUGCCAAGGAGACAGCUGCAAAAAAUAAAAUAAAAAAUAAAAAAACGACAAGAACUAUGCAAUUGCUUGAAGGUGCUGAGGGAGAGCCAGUUACUCUUGUUACCAAGGAAACCUCCUGGCUUCCCAAUUGGGUGGGCAGGACAACAUCACUGGGCUUGCAGUGACAGGUCUCUAUAUAAAGAGGUCAGAAGUCACCAGGCACUGUCUGAUCUGAGCCGUUCUGCGUGUAGCUCCACUGAAUUCCAUGAUAUGCUAUUGGGACAAGCAGGAAGAAAUGUUUUGUCUUUUGCAGGGUUCUGGAAUAUUCUUUCUUCCUUUCAAACUCCUGUCUUAGGAGAGACAAAAAAAAAAAAAAAAAAAAAAAAUCUUAACAAGGGUUCCAGAAAAUGUUGUGUCUGAUGCAGCUUUUCAGUUGAAUGUAGGCUGUUGGUAGGAUUUUCAGCUUUACAGCUCACUCGGGGUGAGCGGCACCUCUGUAUAUACACCCAUUCGUGGUUGGUCAGGGGGGGGGGGGGGGCUGGGAGCCUGUUGUGCUUACUCUGAAUUAGACUUACUGGGGCUAGCUGCUGUACUUUGUAACCUGAAGUGUACUUUGACUGUUCUGUUUCCUUCAGAUGAAAACAAAACAAAAACCAAUUUCAAAAAAAAAGAAAAAGAAAAAGAAAAAAAAAAUCCCUGCCAGCCAGCGACAUCUGAUGCUGUGCGCGUAGCUUCUCUUUUCCUCUGUACCAGUGUUAAUAGACAAUAAACUGCCUUCUCACUGCACCUA
This is a messenger RNA of Mus musculus (house mouse), 8581 nucleotides long. It is a transcript of the gene Pakap, whose product is annotated as paralemmin A kinase anchor protein. Gene Ontology annotation, cellular component: apical plasma membrane; membrane; plasma membrane. The record is from RefSeq and is marked validated. The transcript has 7 exons. NCBI's taxonomy places the organism in Eukaryota, Metazoa, Chordata, Mammalia, Rodentia, Muridae. Gene Ontology annotation, biological process: regulation of cell shape. The coding region runs from base 78 to 1214 and encodes 378 amino acids.